UGUUAGUUCAGGGCUGAUCUUCCUCAAAAAAAAAUGUAGUUCAGUGCUAGCCAUCCAGAUACCGCUCUGGUUUGUUUUUGUAAAUGAAUACACAGUAUAUGUAGAUUUUUUAUGUAAAUAAAUAUGGGCCUAUGUGCCUAACGGCACCUGGGUAAUGCUCAUAAUAUCCAAGUACAAUAAACAAUCUGACAAGGAUGAAUUCUGUAUUUACAAAACUAAAAGGAAAUUCGUCAGCCAACAUUAUUGAACACCUCUGAAGUAUGCAUACAAGUCAUAAGAAACCACACACGUUUAAAUCUCCUGCCAGACAGAGCAUAGAUAAACCAACCAAUGGACAAUGUGUUGGAGAGCUGGGAUGGAGAUUUGGCCUGCUCUGUUCUCCCACGGCCUGGGGAGGAGCCAACUGUUGAACUGACUCUCUUCUACAAAGACACACAGACACACACAUACCUUUUAAAAAACUUUUUUUUUAAAUUAGAAAUACAUACAGAAAAGUAUGCAAGUCCUAAGUGUAUAGCUUGAUGAAUUUACACAAAGUCAACCCGCCCAUGUAACUACCACUCAGAUGCAGAACACUGCCAGUGCCUGAAAGCCCCCUGCAUACCCACCCCCCAUCAAGAACCACCAUUGUGACUUCUAACGCCAUAAGUUAGUUUUGCCUGUUUUUUAACCUCAAAUAAAUUAAAUUGCACAGCAUUUAAUUUUUGUGUCUGACUUCUUUCGCUCAACAGUAUGUUUUUGUGAGAUGCAUCCACGUUGGUGCCUACAGCAGUAAUUCAUUCAUUCUCACUGCUGUAUAGUAUUUUCUUAUGUGACUAUGUCACAGUUUGUUCCCUUUUAUUAUUGAUGGUCAUUUGGGUUAUUUCUAGUGUUAGGUUAUUGCAAAUUAUGCUGCUCCUGAAUAUUCUUGUACAUGUCUUUUAAUGUAUACAUGCUUGAGUUUCUGUUGGGUAUGUGUCUACAAGGAAAAUUGCUGGAUCAUAAGUUGUGCUCAUAUUCAACAAAUUACAAAUAGUUUUCCAACAUGGUUGUACCAAUUUCAUUCACACCAGCAGUGUAUUAGUCUCAUUGCUCCAUAUCCUCACCACACUUGAAAUGUUCACUCUUUGAUUUUAGCUAUUCCAGUGGGUAUGCAGUGGUAUCCUGUUGUGAUUUUUAGUUGCAUUUUCCUGGUUACUAAUGAGGUAGAGUCUCUUUCCAUAUAUUUAUUGGCCAUUUGAAAAAAUCCCUUUCGUGAAGUAUCUGUUCAAGUUUCUUGCCGUGGAACUAAUUCUGAGAAAGUGAGUAGACACAUUAGGCAUGGAAAGCAGGAGGAAGGGCAUGUCAACCAGAUGGAACAGCAUGUGCAAAUUAAUGGUCUACCCAGAGCACGGGAGUAAAUGGACAGAUAGUGGGAAAUCAGCUAGUAAAAUGUUAAACUUCAUCAGAGCCUAUGAAGUGAUGACAGCAAUAUCACACAGAUCAAAGUAAAAUAACCCAAAAACGUACAGGCGGUCCCAUACUGCACUACUUAAUGGAUUCUGAGAAAUUUUUGACAGUCAAAUAUCUGAAAGUUGAACAAGGCUUAUACACUGGAAGGACAUUUUCAUUUCCCGUGAGCUAGAAGAUAGUAUUCGUAAAUCCCUGGUAAUGCUUGUGGUGGUUUCCCUCCGGCUUAGGUAGCCAAGUGGGCAAGUGAGCAUCUCAGACGGAUAUCAGGGGAGGCUACUGUUAGCAAGCUGCACCUCAGCCAUCCCUGGCUGCUCCAGAAGUUGAGCAAAUUGAACCCCCCGACAUACUUUCUGUGGGCUCACUUAGGUUCCUCUGGCCCUUCUGCCUGGGCAGCCUCCGUUCUUUAAACUACUCCUUAAAGCACCCCUAAGUUGGGAGCAAAAAAGAAGGGGAAGGAGGUCUGAGUUUCCCCUACGAGAGCAGUGUGAGCUAAAUAGAGCCUUGGCCAGCCCCUCAGCAUGUGCCCACCUAGAGGGACUCCUGAACAGCUCCACUCCCUUGAGAAGUCACCACAAACACCUUCCUGUAAAACACCCAGGUAUUUCAUAGAAGUCUGACCUUGACCCACAACAGCAAUAGCUGUCAGGCAGGGCCGCCACACAAUAACAAUAGCUUCAAACUGCCAAUCCUUAGAGGAUGAGUGAAAGAUUGAAUUCAGGAUAUGAAUGGCGGGAGUGGGGUGGAGUCAUUGUGUAACGGGCAAAAAUGUGCGCUCUGUGGAAGUAGUGGACUAUCUGCAGGAAGGAAGGGAACCUCAACGGAAGUGCUUUGACCCAGUUGCCUAUUCAUUAAAGAGCAGUUCUGUUUUGCUGAAGGCCCUUAUCUGUGUCGUCACACUUCUGUCACUAUGAACAACAAAAGGGCAUGGCCAGCUUCUGGUACAACCAGGCUCUUCACACAAGAAUGGACACCCUGGGCAGUAGAAUGUCCACAAAAUAUCCUGACAAAAUACCCUCCUUGGCAGAAUAGUGACCCUCCCAAGCCCAUCCAUAAAUGGUCUACCACGAAGCCAGAGUAGUCUUCCAGCCUCCAGGAGCCAAAAUUUCCACCCAGAUGCCCAGAAACUGAAGCAGUCAGAACUGGCCUGCAUAAAGGAACUUUAUUCGGGGUCAUUCAGAGAAUUACAAGUAGUUCCCAGCCUCUUGGAUUUAAUGGACUGGUAAAUUUUCAAAAAAGACUUGAGUGACCCAUAUAAAGUUGCCACCCUCAUUUUCUCAAGUAAGAACAUGUGACUGUGGUUUCUGUGAAGCUGUUUUUAAUGGUCAUAGCUGUCAUUUGUUAUCUGCUAUAUGCAAGGCUCCAUACCGGGUACUUUUCCAGAAAUAUCUCAUUUGAUCGUCACCGUGUUCCUGCAAGUGUUUAGGUUCAGGUCAACCAAAGUGAAUCUUUGAACGUAUUCAUUCCUAAAAAAAAAAAAAAAGGCAUUUAGGUGACGGCCCAGAGGGUGGGUGCCAAUUCUCCCAGCAGCUGCAACUGAAAAGCAGGGUUCAGAAAUGUCAGCUAUCCUCCGGGAGCUGCUCUGUGUCUCGGAGAAAGCUGCCAACAUCGCCCGGGCGUGCAGGCAGCAGGAAGCCCUCUUCCAGCUGCUGAUAGAAGAAAAGAAAGAGGGAGAGAAGAACAAGAAGUUUGCAGUUGAUUUCAAGACUCUGGCUGAUGUGCUGGUACAGGAAGUUAUAAAACAGAAUAUGGAGAACAAGUUUCCAGGCUUAGGAAAAAAAAUUUUUGGAGAAGAAUCCAAUGAGUUUACUACUGAUUUGGGGGAAAAGAUUAUCUUGAGACUGUGUCCAACAGAGAAAGAAACAGUAGAGCUUCUUAGCAAAGUCCUUAAUGGUAAUAAGUUGGCUUCUGAAGCAUUAGCCAAGGUGGUUCACCAGGAUGUCACCUUUACUGACCCAACUCUGGAUUCAGUGGAGAUCAACAUUCCACAGGACAUUUUGGGAAUUUGGGUGGAUCCCAUAGAUUCAACUUAUCAGUAUAUAAAAGGUUCUGCUGACGUUAAAUCCAACCAAGGAAUCUUCCCCAGUGGACUUCAGUGUGUCACCAUUUUAAUUGGUGUCUAUGACAUACAGACGGGGGUGCCCCUGAUGGGAGUCAUCAACCAACCUUUUGUAUCACAAGACUUCCAUACCCUCAGGUGGAAAGGACAGUGCUACUGGGGGCUUUCUUACAUGGAGACCAAAAUCCAUUCCCUUCAGCCUUCCAUCUCUAAAAGAAACAGCAGUGACACCCGGAGCCAACUGACCACAAACACCAGCUCUGAGGCGGAAUUCUCCCACCAGUUUUCAGCUGUCAUCAGUACGAGUGAAAAGGAGACCAUCAAAGCUGCACUGUCACGUGUGUGUGGAGAGCGCGUGUUCCCAGCAGCUGGGGCUGGUUACAAGAGCCUCUGUGUUGUCCAAGGCCUUGUUGACAUUUACAUCUUCUCAGAAGACACCACCUUCAAGUGGGACUCUUGUGCUCCUCAUGCCAUACUCAGGGCCAUGGGUGGGGGAAUGGUAGAUUUGAAAGAAUGCUUGGAAAGAAAUCCAGAAACGGGGCCUGACUUACUACAGUUGGUGUACCACGUGGAAAACGCAGGUGCUACUGGAGUGGAUCGGUGGGCCAACAGGGGUGGACUGAUUGCAUACAGAUCAAGGAAGCAGCUGGAGACAUUCCUGAGCCACCUCAUGCAAAACCUGGCAGAUACACAUACAUAGACGGACUUUGUCCUCAUGUUCUUGUAAACCAAACUGUGAAACGAUUUCCUACAUCUCUAUCUUUUGAAGAUAGCUUUGUUCUAUUGAUGGUCGGCAUUCAUCUUCCUCUUUUGAGGAGCAUUUUUCCAUUAUGUGUUCAUAAUGUUAAUUUCAAUAAAGGAAUGACAGUCAUGCAGCAGUUAAAUAGGCAUAUGAAAUUCUUAAUAGUGGAUAUUGUGCUAUAAGUGCUGCUUUUGAAACACUUCAAUAAACUAUUGACGAGAGGAAAAAA
This is a messenger RNA of Equus caballus (horse), 4458 nucleotides long. RefSeq names its product inositol polyphosphate-1-phosphatase (gene INPP1). Gene Ontology annotation, molecular function: inositol-1,4-bisphosphate 1-phosphatase activity. Gene Ontology annotation, biological process: phosphatidylinositol phosphate biosynthetic process. The record is from RefSeq and is a predicted model, not a curated record. NCBI's taxonomy places the organism in Eukaryota, Metazoa, Chordata, Mammalia, Perissodactyla, Equidae.